GGGUGGGGGCUAGUAUUUGUGGAAUUCUCUGAUCUGUUGCUUGGCAACUUCAAGAGAGUUAAGCUUCUGUAUUCUGUGAGAGUCAGAAUUACAAAGUUUGGUGAGCCCCGUCAAUUAUCUCUUGUGACCAAAAGGAAAUUAAUUGUCCAUCAUUCAGAGGGCUUGAAAAGUUGGCAUCCAGGGCAGGCCAUCCAUAGCUGGCCAUCCAUAGCUAUGUCACACUUCUACUUGACUCCACAAAUCGCUCUGCCCUUUAGCCCUCUGACCUCUCAGGAGUUCGAUCUGAUCAGACGCAAGGCUGGAGCAUCCUGGCAGAAGGAAACGAGAUGGUCAGACUCUUCUGUAACAACAUACACGGGCAGUUACAGGAAAAAACAACUGGAUGAGUCCACCAGCAGCCGAUUUUCUUUUAAAGCAGGACAGCAUCAGCCUGAGUGUAACCAGAUAUCAUCACCAAGUUCUGCCUUCAGUCCCACGGUCUGCAGGCCUGGCCUCCGAGAGACGACAGACGCGAAGGCUCUGACCAACGUGAGCAACACUUGCAUUUCCUGUUUUAUAGACCCAGCUAUCAAGAAAGAAUUAUGA
Ailuropoda melanoleuca (giant panda) is the source of this 585-nucleotide messenger RNA. RefSeq names its product chromosome 5 C4orf51 homolog (gene C5H4orf51). Lineage: Eukaryota; Metazoa; Chordata; Mammalia; Carnivora; Ursidae. The transcript has 3 exons. Bases 214 to 585 code for a protein of 123 amino acids. The record is from RefSeq and is a predicted model, not a curated record.